Messenger RNA from Populus nigra (black poplar), 1562 nucleotides. RefSeq lists its product as uncharacterized. Bases 759 to 1235 code for a protein of 158 amino acids. The transcript is spliced from 9 exons. The record is from RefSeq and is a predicted model, not a curated record. NCBI's taxonomy places the organism in Eukaryota, Viridiplantae, Streptophyta, Magnoliopsida, Malpighiales, Salicaceae.
GACAUAUGAAGAUUCCAUCAUCACUUUGUUUCACCUCCAUUCCAAGGAAGUAAGACAUCAACCCGAGAUCUGUCAUCUCAAACACAUCAAACAUCUCUGCCUUGAAUUCUUCAAUUUGUGUCUUAUUACUUCCUGUUACAAAUGAUCAUCAAUUCUGCUAUACCAUGCUCUAGGAGCUUGUUUAAGGCCAUACAAAGCCUUUUUCAGCAGCAACUGCAAGUAGUAAUCUGAUUGUGUCCAAGCAUGCUACUGGUGCAAACGUUUCUGAAAAAUCCACACCAAACACUUGAGCAUAGCCCUUCACAACUAAUCUGGCUUUGUAUUUGUUUAUAGAACCAUCUGCAUUUUGUUUGGUUCUAUAAACCCAUUUGACUCCUAAGGCCUUCUUGUGUAAAGGCUUGUCCAUCAGCACCCAUGUAUCAUUCUUUUCAAUCAUUCUAAGUUCCUCUUGCAUUGCUUCAAUCCAUUCACUCUUCUUUACUGCUUCUUCAAAUUCUGCAGGUUCACAGAUAGCAAUAUUGCUACUUUCAUAAAUUUCAGCUAAUGAUCUUGUACCUCUUACUGGUUCAUCGUCAAAGUUGUCAUUAGUAAUCUCCAAGAUUGGAGAUUCUUGCUUCUCUGUUGAUGAUUCCAGCUUUUCUUCUGGUUGCUCCCACUUCCAUUGCUUAUCUUCCAUAAAGUUGACGUCUCUACUUACCAGAAUUCUUCCAUUUUGAGGCUGGAAGAUUCUGUAAGCUUUUGAUGGACUGCUGUAUCCAAUGAAUACUCCUGGUCUGGUUUGUAUCCAAACCAAGCUUCAAAAGGAGUUUUUUUCUGCAAGGCUCUGGUUGGCAUUCUGUUCAGCAGAUACACUGAGGUGCAGUAAGCUGAUGUUCAAUUCCAGAUUCAUCACAGAAUUGCUGAAAUCUCCCACAGUGAAGCUGUACUCAAAGGACCUCCAACGUCUGUAUGUACCAGCUGAAGUUUUCGUGUUGCUCUCCAGGUUGCAUGAGGGAAAGGUUUUCUGGCCUGCUUACCAUAUUGACAUGCUGCACAGUUUGCUGACCUGUUCUCCAGUUGUGCCACUAUCAAUCAACCAAGAAUCAUUCGAACUAUUUCCUGUUGAAAAACAUGAUGCAACAAACAGCUGCUCCUCUUCAGAAUCCAAAUUCAUGAUUCUUGUGAAUACUGUAUUUGAUACUGCAGCAUAUAAGCAAGCUUUGGCCUUGGAUUUUCUUGUCUUCUUCUCCUUGUGAAUCUUUAGUUGGGCUAUAGUUGGAUUUGCAGGCAAGUCAGGAACAACAUAGUUUUCUUCCACAGCUUCCCAGAGAUCUAGCGCCUCCAGAUGCACUGUCAUUCUGAUGGCCCAUGUUUCAUAGUUUUCACCAUUGAAGAUUGGUGGUGAACCGUAACACAAGUGCAUGCAAAACAGACGUAAAGAAGAGUUUGUAGAAGAAUAAUAUUAUUGAUCUCAGAAUUCUCUUUAAAUAGAGUUAGAGUUUUACUUGGAAACAAAGACAAUUUAAAAUUCAAAAACAUUGCAUAACAACAGAUCAGAUAUGAUCAGUAAUUUAUUCCUAAAA